CCGCUUCCACUUCUCUCUCUCUCUCUCUCUCUCUAAACUUCUGGUUCCAUUUCCAAACCAUCCCAUAACCAGAAACAGUUCUCUCUCUCUCUGGCUCCAAAUGUCGUCAGAAUACUACUCUCUCUCUUUCCCCACCGCCUCCUCUCUCCCCCUCGACCUCUUCCUCGCCGCCCUCGCCUCCGCCGCCCUCCUCACCCUAUGGCUCUCACCCGGCGGCCUCGCCUGGGCCCUCUCCAAAGCCUUCUGCAAAGCCCGACCCGACCCCGCCAUCCCCGGUCCCACCGGCUUCCCCGUCCUCGGCCUGGUUUUCGUCUUCACUUCUUCCCUGACCCACCGAGCCCUGUCAACUCUCUCCAAAACAUUCGACGCCGUUAAACUGAUGGCGUUCUCCGUCGGGUUCACCCGGUUCGUCAUCUCCAGCGACCCGGACACGGCCAAGGAGAUUCUCAACAGCCCGGCCUUCGCGAACCGGCCCGUAAAAGAGUCGGCAUACGAGCUCUUGUUCGACAGAGCGAUGGGUUUCGCGCCGUACGGGGAGUACUGGAGGAACCUUAGGAGGAUCUCGGCGACCCAUUUGUUCAGCCCGAAGAGGAUGUCCGGGUUUGGGCCGUUCCGGAGGGAGAUCGGGUUGAACAUGGUUGACAAGAUUAAGGGUUUGAUGGGGGGAAAUGGUGUGGUGGAAGUGAAGAGAGUUUUGCAUUUUGGGUCUUUGAAUAAUGUUAUGAUGAGUGUGUUUGGUAAGUGUUAUGAUUUUGGAGGUGAAAACAACAAUAAGGAUGGGUAUGAGCUUGAGGGAUUGGUGAGUGAAGGGUAUGAGUUGCUCGGGAUGUUUAACUGGAGUGACCAUUUUCCUGUGUUGUGUUGGUUGGAUUUGCAAGGGGUGAGGAGGAGGUGUAGGGAGCUGGUUGGGAGGGUGAAUGUGUUUGUUAGGAGGAUUAUUGAGGAGCACAGGGUGAAGAGGGCUGAGAAUGGAGGUGCUGGUGAUGAAAGCUCUGGUGAUUUUGUUGAUGUCUUGCUUGAUUUGGAGAGUGAUAACAAGCUCAGUGACUCUGACAUGAUUGCUGUUCUCUGGGAAAUGAUCUUUCGGGGAACUGAUACGGUGGCUAUUCUCUUGGAGUGGAUUAUUGCAAGAAUGGUUCUACACCCGGAUAUCCAAGCUAAAGCCCAAUUUGAAAUUGACACUGUUGUUGGAACCACCCGACCCAUAUCCGAUUCCGACCUGCCUAAUCUCCCAUACCUACAGGCCAUAGUGAAAGAAACUCUCCGAAUGCACCCUCCAGGCCCACUCCUCUCCUGGGCCCGCCUUGCUAUACACGACACCCACGUCGGAGGCCACUUCAUUCCGGCCGGGACCACAGCCAUGGUUAACAUGUGGGCCAUAACUCAUGACGAGCAGGUCUGGGCCGAGCCUAACGAGUUCAAGCCCGAGAGGUUCAUGGAGGAGGAUGUACCCAUUAUGGGGUCGGAUCUCAGGUUGGCUCCGUUUGGGUCCGGGAGGAGGGUUUGCCCCGGUAAGGCCAUGGGGUUAGCCACGGUUCAGCUGUGGUUAGCCCAGUUGGUUCAGAGCUUUAAGUGGGUGGCUGCUGAUUCUGGUGUGGACUUGUCUGAGGUGCUCAAGCUGUCUAUGGAAAUGAAAUAUCCUUUGGUGUGCAAAGCUGUUCCUAGGGUUUCUUGAAUGUCUGGUUUUGCGGAUUGGUCUUCUGCUCAUUUGAUCUCACCCCAUGAUUUUGCAACCUUUAUAUGGGGGAUCAAACAGCAUAGUAGUAUGACUAUUAUUAUUAAGUACUAGUAAUCUGAGCUGUUUCUGAAGCUAAACUAGGUUUUAGUAGUAUUAGUAAGGGUUUGUCAAGACUUUGACUUGGGAAAGCUGUGGUGAUUUUGUCUAUUGCUAAUCGUUUUUGGGUGUGGGUUUUCUUUCUUGUUUGAAAUGUGGGGGCAUGCAUUGUACGCAGCCAGCUUCAGUUGGAAAUAUAUCCAAAGCAGUGUUAGUUUUUUUAA
Messenger RNA from Rhododendron vialii, 1998 nucleotides. Its product is annotated as cytochrome P450 78A5-like. The transcript is spliced from 2 exons. The record is from RefSeq and is a predicted model, not a curated record. Bases 101 to 1675 code for a protein of 524 amino acids. NCBI's taxonomy places the organism in Eukaryota, Viridiplantae, Streptophyta, Magnoliopsida, Ericales, Ericaceae. Gene Ontology annotation, molecular function: oxidoreductase activity, acting on paired donors, with incorporation or reduction of molecular oxygen; monooxygenase activity; iron ion binding.